Ictidomys tridecemlineatus (thirteen-lined ground squirrel) is the source of this 624-nucleotide messenger RNA. RefSeq lists its product as uncharacterized. The record is from RefSeq and is a predicted model, not a curated record. NCBI's taxonomy places the organism in Eukaryota, Metazoa, Chordata, Mammalia, Rodentia, Sciuridae.
AUGGGCCUGAGUGUACAUGGAGCAGACAAUCAGCAGUUGAUGGCAAAACCAGGCUUUGGGAAUCAGAGUACCUGUCUUGGCCAGAGACCUUCAGAACACAUAGACUAUCAGAUUUAUAGAGGGAGCAGCAAUCUAUGUUUAUCUCUUGGGGACAACCUAGAGCCACCCCUGUUUCCAAUUCAGAAGGGCUCCCUGAACCUCCUGAGGCAGAAAUGGGAAUCCAGUGAUUACCAAAGAAGUGAGUGUUGUCCUGAGAGCAGCCGUUUCAGGCUCUUGCAGCUUCAGGAAAGCAAACUGCUUGAGCCCAAAGGAGAGGAGCCAUCAGCACCUGAACCUCUCCAUCCCUCAAGACUGCCUUGCAGAGCACAGGAAGAGACAGUGAGUACAGAGCCUAGAGAGAAGGGGCCUGAGCACAAAAGUGACCACUCCAGGGAACACAGCCGUCCUGAAGUGCUGAAGGAGGACUCCCUGACCAGUCGACGCAGGAUUGAGCGCUUUUCCAUUGCCCUUGAUGAGCUGAGGAGUGUCUUUGAGGCUCCCAAGAGUGAAGACAAACCAGUUGGACCAGCUGAAUAUGACCGAAAGGUAAGGAGCUAUACAUUGAGAGUCUCAGUUUAUAUUUGA